GAGCGUCUCAAGAUCUUACGUCUCACACUCCUCAGAUGUUGGCAAUUUUGGAGAGAGACGAGAACAAUCAGUCUCAGUCUGCAACCUGUUCUAACCACACGACGCGCACUGCCUUAUCAGUCUGCAGAAUGGACAAUCUCCUCCCCCUCCUCCUCCUCCCUCCUGCAGAACAACUCUCCCACUGACGAGCAUCUGAUACCCCGCUUUUUAGCUGUCAAUCCUGCCACUCGUACGCCAAAAAAAUUGUUCAGUUCUUCUUCCACCUUUGGAUUUACAUACUCUUUCAGUUGUCAUCAUCAUGGAGUGGUUUUCUUCCCUCAAGUUGGCUCGAGGUGCCAAUUCAUACAGUUUGUACGUGUUGGCGUUGUUACUUUUCGCUUAUCUACUUAACCAACUGGACCGCUACACAUUGGCCAUCGUCACCAAACCUGCGGCCCAGGAGAUCGGAUAUGGAGAUCAAGGGUGCAUGAGGAACGAGUCCUUCCCCAUCUCAAAAAGCCUCUCCCACAAAACUUGCCUCGAAAUCAGCACCGAGACGGAAUGUUUCGGUGCUCAGGAGAACGGCACCUUUGGCUGCAAAUGGGAUUACACUGGACAGGGUUUCGACUAUCAGAUUCUUGCAGGGCCCGUUUUUAUUGGAAUUUACACUUUUGCUGCCAUUCCGGUGGCUGCCAUCCCAACUGUGACCGGAGGAUCGUGGUGUCAGCCGAGCAGCUUCGGGAGUUGGGAUGCUAACAAUAACGACGGCUUGGUGGGUGCAGCUUAUCGGAAGUUGUGGGGACAUUUUAACAUUGGGAUUCUGUUGGGGAUUAGCGUCGUCUUUUGGUCCGCGUGCACCUUGCUCACCGGAUUUGUCGACUCGUACUGGCAAUUGCUCGUGCUCAGAUUUGGUCUUGGUCUGGGUCAGUCGGGAUGUACACCCUUUGCUGCCAGCCUGAUAUCGGACUACUUUUCUGAGCAGUUGCGGGGCGCGGCGCUGGGUGUGUACAACUGGGGAAUUUACACUGGAUACUCAAUGUCCUUCGCCCUUGGGAACCUCAUCACGCAGGCAAAUAUUAACGGCCAAGGCUGGCGAUGGGUCUUUAUCAUUGCUGGGAUACCUGGCAUUUUCCUCGGCUUUCUCAUCAUGCUGACCGUCCGAGAACCUGAAAGGACUAAGGGCAAAAAUGAGCCUGGAGAUAAGGAUGAAGUUCGCUCCAGCUGCGGACAUCUGUGCCACAUCGUGUCGUCCUUCUGUCGUCCGUCCAUCCUCCUCCUCUGCUUGGCUGGCUCCAUUCGGAACGCGGCGGGGUAUGUUUGGGCCUACAACACGCAGAUCUACUACGAGACGUUGGGAGAAAGUCGGGGUCAAAUUGCGUCCUGGCUUUCACUCGUACCAAUGAUUGGAGGAUCCAUCGGCGUCCUCGUGGGUGGCUUCAUCUCAGACCGAUUCGCGGCUCACGGUACUGGACCCCACGGAAGAAUCUGGGUUCUUAUUAUGAGUCAAAUUCUGGCCGCUCCGUUCGCUGCUGGGGCCCUCGUUCUUCCCCCGCCUUACGCCUACAUGAGUCUCAUCCCUACCUACAUUAUUGGCGAAAUGUGGGUGAGUGUAACACUGGCCGUGUUGGUGGAGCUGGUUCCUGCCAAAAUAAAAACCACAUCGGUGGCAGUCUACUUUUUCAUCAUUUCCAACAUUGGGGGUAACAUGCCGUUGCUCGUUCCUGUGCUGAGACCUGCGUUCGAAUCAUGGGGCUACACUAAGGAGGCUGCACUGCGAUUUACUUUGUUGGCGUUGUACCCGGGCGAGUACGUGCUUGGUUCUGCACUCUUCCUGCUCACGCUCUUCGUUCUCAAGAGGGACAUCGCCUACAUCCAGGAGCAUCUGACCAAGAGCGACCCCCCCAACGUGGAAGUGGUCGCGAUGGACAAAAAGUUGCCGCACAACCCUCAGCCAGACCCAGAGUUAGAGAAGCAGGGUCAGGAGCAGACGAAAAUGUAAUGUGUCGUAGGGUUUGUCGCCCACGCAUCGCUUAACAUCGUCAUGGACCAUACUGAGCUGUGAUUCAAUUUAUACUUACACACAGAUAUGUACAUACCUAGGAUAAAUAUACGUAGAUUUUAUGUAUGUAUGACCGCACACCUAUCGAUUGUUAAUUCGCAUAUCAUCCCACUCGCCACACACUCAACCAACCAAAAUGUGUGGGGGGGGGGGCUGAUAUGCAUAUAUAUUUCUAUUUUGUGAUUUUACCAAGUGAUUUUCAAGUCCAUAGUGAGGUGCCUCCACAUAAAGUGGGCAGACACAAUUAUGUAUGUCCAUGCACCAUAUACAUUUCCAGCAAUAAAACUGUAUCGUCUCUGUAUGUACAAAGGAA
Messenger RNA from Folsomia candida, 2351 nucleotides. Its product is annotated as protein spinster homolog 1. The coding region runs from base 299 to 1978 and encodes 559 amino acids. Gene Ontology annotation, cellular component: membrane. The record is from RefSeq and is a predicted model, not a curated record. Lineage: Eukaryota; Metazoa; Arthropoda; Collembola; Entomobryomorpha; Isotomidae. Gene Ontology annotation, biological process: transmembrane transport. Gene Ontology annotation, molecular function: transmembrane transporter activity. The transcript is spliced from 8 exons.